Molecule: messenger RNA, 1505 nt
Organism: Laetiporus sulphureus 93-53
Lineage: Eukaryota; Fungi; Basidiomycota; Agaricomycetes; Polyporales; Laetiporaceae
Product: thioredoxin reductase
Exons: 9
Coding region: 121-1395 (424 amino acids)
Biological process (GO): removal of superoxide radicals
Cellular component (GO): cytoplasm
Molecular function (GO): thioredoxin-disulfide reductase (NADPH) activity
Source: RefSeq, a predicted model, not a curated record
GGCUGAGUCUGGAUGAUCCACCUUUGGAGCACAGUGAAGGUGCUGCAAGCAUACAGCGCGUUGACGGCGACUUCUCAUCCCCAUUAGACAUUAUAUGAGCCCAUUUUGAGAGAUAGCGCAAUGCGCAACAUAGUGAGAAAAGGUUCCGGCCCUAGACAGUUCCAUAGGCAGGCUGCGAUUUGCACCACGGCUGGCGCGCGCAUCCGCGUGACGUCCCCCGCGUUGUUCACCGUUUCGAUGACCUUCCGCAUGUUUUGGGUGACAAGCGCACCGCGAUGGCGCGUGUGGACAGCGCCUCUCUCCAGGGCGACUUUCUCUGCGGCAGCAGCCUUGUCCAACUCUACCUAUACCCGUAAGAUGGCCCCUACCAACGGCGUGAAUGGCACGAACGGUGUGAACGGCGCAGCUGAGAAGAGCUCCAAGUUGCACUCAAAAGUGGUUAUCAUCGGCUCUGGGCCAGCCGGACACACCGCCGCUAUCUAUCUAGCACGCGCAAAUCUCAACCCUGUACUCUUUGAAGGUUUCAUGGCGAAUGGCUUCGCCGCAGGUGGUCAGCUCACCACAACAACCGACAUCGAGAACUUUCCGGGUUUCCCAUCCGGUAUUCUCGGGCCUGAGCUCAUGGACAAGUUCCGUGCGCAAUCGUUGCGAUUCGGCACAAGAAUUAUCACCGAGACCGUCUCGAAGGUCGAUCUGUCCGCACGGCCAUUCCGGUACUGGCGCGAAUUCCAGGAAGAUCAGGACCCUGAAACCGCCGACGCGAUCAUCAUCGCGACUGGCGCCAGCGCAAAACGUCUCGGUCUCAAGGGUGAGGAGACGUACUGGCAGAGCGGCAUCAGCGCGUGCGCGGUGUGUGACGGUGCGGUUCCAAUCUUCAGGAACAAACCUCUUGCGGUGAUUGGUGGUGGAGAUUCCGCGGCAGAGGAGGCCACCUAUUUGACGAAGUAUGGCUCGCAUGUCUACGUGCUUGUCCGUAGAGCAGAGCUCCGCGCGUCCAAGAUCAUGGCGAAACGAUUGCUGAGCAACCCGAAGGUCACUAUUCUCUGGAACACCGUCGCGGUCGAGUGCCAGGGUGAUGGCGACCUGCUCAACAACCUACGCAUCAAGAAUGUCCUUACUGGUGAGGAGAAGGACCUUCCGGUCAACGGUCUGUUCUACGCUAUCGGUCACGAACCCGCGACGGGCCUCGUGCGCGGCCAAUUGCAGGCCGACCCCGACGGCUAUAUCAUCACCGUCCCCGGCACGACGCAGACGAGCGUCAAGGGCGUGUUCGCCGCAGGUGACGUGCAGGACAAGAGAUACCGCCAGGCGAUCACGAGCGCGGGCAGUGGAUGCAUGGCCGCGCUCGAAGCGGAGCGGCUGAUCGCGGAGGAGGAGGAAGGUCUCGAGGACUAGACUGUAUUGAAGGAUUUCCGUGCACAUUAUCUAGAUGUACCCCAUUAGUUGUCGUAUAGAAGGUCUUCUUGUCUUCGUAUCACCGUCUCAACAAAUGCGAUCAGGAUGGU